This is a messenger RNA of Impatiens glandulifera, 693 nucleotides long. Its product is annotated as LOB domain-containing protein 29-like. Lineage: Eukaryota; Viridiplantae; Streptophyta; Magnoliopsida; Ericales; Balsaminaceae. Gene Ontology annotation, cellular component: nucleus. The record is from RefSeq and is a predicted model, not a curated record. The transcript has 2 exons. Gene Ontology annotation, biological process: positive regulation of DNA-templated transcription; hormone-mediated signaling pathway. Bases 1 to 693 code for a protein of 230 amino acids.
AUGACAGGCUUUGGGUCUCCUUGUGGUGCCUGCAAGUUCUUGAGGAGGAAAUGUGGCAAUGGCUGUAUAUUUGCUCCUUAUUUCAGCCAUGAACAAGGAGCUACCCAUUUUUCAGCUAUUCACAAGGUUUUUGGUGCUAGUAAUGUCACCAAGCUCCUUAAUGAUCUCCCUGUUAUUGAUCGCUCUGAAGCUGCAAUCACAAUCUCAUAUGAAGCUCUGGCAAGACUUCAAGAUCCCAUCUAUGGUUGUGUCUCUCAAAUCUUUGCCCUCCAACAACAGGUUGUGAGUCUACAAGCACAACUUGAUUCUUUAAAGGAAUUACAAGCAACGAGAAAUUUGAUUAACGGUGUAAGCCCUAAUAAUGAAAGAUUAAGUGAGAAAUUCUCAUAUAAUUCACAAGAUGUUCAAGGAUGGCUUCAAUCAGAUAGCUCAAAUACAAUGAUGAUCCCACAAUUUGAUUCCAACAUAUCCGACAAUUUUGGGACGGAAGAGAUAAAUGAUGGAGUUAUUGUAAACAUAGCCAACAUGGGAAAUAAUAAUCAUGAUAGAAAUGAAACCUUUGGUGAAGAAAAUGUGAAUUCAUUUGGCAUAGAGUCCUUUGAUCAACAAUAUUGGUGUUUAGAAGAUCAUGUGGAUGAGCUUGAAUCUAUUGUUUUUGGUUAUCAUGUUCUUGGUGAUCAACCACAACAUUGA